Macrosiphum euphorbiae (potato aphid) is the source of this 399-nucleotide messenger RNA. NCBI's taxonomy places the organism in Eukaryota, Metazoa, Arthropoda, Insecta, Hemiptera, Aphididae. The record is from the annotation of a GenBank genome assembly.
AUGCUGAAAACUCAUUUCGGAACUACACAAACACUUUUGGAAACGUUGGAAAAACGAAUACCUACAGACUCUCCAGCUUCGAUCGAAAUGGUCAACCGGUCAAAAGAACCUAACGGUCGAUUCAUUGGUCCUUAUUCGAGAACCAACUCCUCCGUUGUGCUGGAAGCUUGGCAGGAUCACAGAAGUACAUCCAGGACAAGAUGUUGUCGUCAGGGUAGCCACCGUCAAGACUGCAACCGGGCUUCUCAAACGUCCAACAGUCAAACUCUGUUCUUUGUCAAUAUGUUGAAUGAAUCCGGCAAAGCGGGCAGCAUGUUCACACACACAGUUGCGAAGAUAAUUACGCACACCACUGCCCUUCCGUCAACCUCAAGCUUAUCGUGCUUGUCAGAAAAGUAG